Trichomycterus rosablanca is the source of this 5141-nucleotide messenger RNA. It is a transcript of the gene vwa1, whose product is annotated as von Willebrand factor A domain containing 1. The transcript has 6 exons. Lineage: Eukaryota; Metazoa; Chordata; Actinopteri; Siluriformes; Trichomycteridae. The record is from RefSeq and is a predicted model, not a curated record. Bases 214 to 1755 code for a protein of 513 amino acids. Gene Ontology annotation, molecular function: protein binding.
CUGAAAUUCUAGGAUACAGGUGUAAUCUUCUGGAAUUCCUUCAGGUACAACAAAUAAGUGAACCGGAGAAGCUGUCUACAGAAGUCUGCAACAUUCAAGGUUGACUGUGAGAGAAAAGCUUGUGGGUGAAAAUGGUUAUUCGCUGACACGGAUGGGACGUCUUUAACAGACCAGUUUAACAUUUACAGCUUAAGGCAAGGCAUAAAGUGCACUAUGGGGUUUCAACUCGUACUCACUUGCAUGCUUUUGAACCUUUGCCUGCACAUGGGAAGCUCAGAUCUGAACGGCUGCAAGGGGGACAUCUUGUUACUGCUGGAUUCUUCGGGCAGUGUGUCAAAUUUUGAGUUUUUCCACAUGCUAAACUUCAUAAAGGAGUUUGUGCAGCCCUUCUCUUUGGGUCCUGAUCAGGUAAGGAUAGCACUACUGCAGGUUGGCACUGAACCUCACCUGGACUUUAACUUUGAGGCCUAUGAAAGCCAGCAGGACCUACAGAAUGCACUGCAGAGAAUUCAGAAACUCGGAGGAGAGACCAAUACAGUGGGGGCUUUAGUGUUAGCCAAAGAGUGGACUUUUAAGCAUGGUAUCCCUGGGGGAGCCAGAGAAGGAGUGCCAAGAGUGCUGAUAUGGAUUACUGAUGGCGUGGAGCCUGGUGAUGUACAAAAAACCAUGGCUGAAUUACGGGAAGAUGGGGUCUAUGUGCUGGUGGUGUCCACUGGACAAGGGAACUAUCAGCUGCUGCGGGAUGUAGUAAGCCCACCUGCUGCAGUUCAUCUGUACUUCGUGGACGUUGAAGACAUGAGCAUCAUCACUGAUGAUUUACAGAAUGCCCUCUCUGAAAUCAUUUGUGCCGGGAGGCUCCUGGUCCGAGACAUCACCUCUACCACUGCAGAGUUACACUGGACCCCAGUUCUCGGUGGUAGUGGUUACUAUGACAUCCGGUUUGGACCUUUCCAGUCAGGACAUACAGGGGGUGAAGGGGGAGGAACUGGAAUCAGCCCCGGCACUGCUGGAGGACAGUAUCAGAGGAUCAUCCAACCUGGUGACUCCACCACACUCAAGCUGACCAACCUGCGACCAGAUACGACGUACAACGUCACUCUCAUCCCACAGUCUGACCAAGAUGACUUUAACAAGCUGCACACCAUCUUUACUACACGGCCAGCCUCCCUUCCAGAGAUGCACAGCCCUGAGCGAGUGAUGGUAUCUGAAUCGACAGUGAACACCGUGAGGGUGAGCUGGGGCCCGCUGCAACCUGAAUUAGUCCAGAUGUACCAGGUUGAGUACUCCACCCUACCUACUGGCAAACUCCAUGUGCUCACGCUUAAUAAUAGGCAGAAUUCCACGUUACUGGCUAACCUGCAGCCUGGCACGCAAUACCUGGUCACUGUCAGUGCCAGCUACUUGUCUGGCAGAGAGAAAGCCCUAUCUGUCAAAGUCUGCACGCAGGAAGUGUUGCCAGCUCUAUCAGAUCUGCAUCUUACUCCGGUGGACAGUGACUCUGUGCUGGUCAAGUGGAAAGGAGGAGCUGAGGGUUUACGUGGUUACUGGGUGACAUGGGAAGCUGAAUCUAGAGACUUCUCCAGACCACGUUCCACUUUGUAUCUCCCGCCCCAUCUACUAUCCACAACACUUAAACAUGUAUCCCACAACGCCCGCAUCUGCGUCUCCCCUGUUUACAAGUCAGCUCGAGGAGAGGGCCUAUGUUGUACCGCUCACCACAAUUCAGCUGCACUGACUUGGAGCCAAAGCCUGUAGUGCUGCCAAACAGAUGAAUAUUUGACCACAGAUGGAAAAAAGAGGGAACGGAAAAGAGGUGUAACUCCUCGAGCACUGGUGAUCCACAGAGAAGUGUUCUGAGGAAACAGAUUGACGCAGAAUACACUGAACUUACUCAGAACUGCAAACUGCUUCUGAAACGUAAUGCAUGCAUGGCCAGCACAGACAAGACUGAAAAACUGUUUGGAUAAAGUCCAGAUGACAUUGAGAUGUCAUAUGUUGUUAUAAGCUAGCUUGUCACUUAAACAAGUGCUAGAUAUCCAGAGGUGUAUGCAGUAGGUGUAAGAAAAAGCUUUUAAAACUUUUGGAAGUUCUGCAUGACUUACUUUUAAAAUGUCAGGUUUUUAUGGUUUCUGGGGUGUGGUGAUACAGUCCUUGGAGGAAUCACAGUAUUUAAUAGAUCACAUCCUGCUAACACACAAACACUUGUGCUUUUACACUUUUCAUGUCUUAAUUGAACACAUUGGUUAUUUCCGAGUCUAAACACUUUACUGUUGGUUGACUCGUGAUAUUGUUACUGUCUUGUUGCAUCGUGCAAUUUCCAUAAAGCUGCAGGUGACCUUGACAUCCUGCUGUACAUUCUGCUAUUUUGUAUACACUAUACCUUCAUUUAUGGAAUGGGGGCAAAGCCGGUAGAGUGCUGCACAGUGACAUUGGUCCUGGGUUUGAUCCUCACCUUUGUAAAGAGUUUCAAGUUCUUUCAUUGUUCAAGUGUUCAAAGGUUUUCUCCCACCUCACAGAUGAUAAAAUGACUUUCAAUUCUCAGUAAUUUUAAAUAAGUAAGUAAAAGGGUGACUAAGACUAAGAACCUUUACAGGAUAAAGUGGUUACUAAAAGAAAAUGAAUUAAGGUUGCAUCAGCAGUUACAAAGGGUAACUUUGUAUGCUCCCUCCAUCAUGACUCAAAGUUGAGAUGAGGUUUUGGUGUAUGUGCAUGUAGUUUUUACUUAAUUUAUAUAUAUAUUUUAAUGAUAGUGUUGUACAUUUCUGCCAAAAAGCAUCUUUUGACCAAUCUAUCCACAGAACAUUGUCCUAAAAGAAAUAUGGAUCUUUCAUGUAUAUUUUUGAUAAAUGUAGGAUGCACAGCAAUGUUUUAAGGCAGUUUAAGCAGAGUUUUUCUCUUUAUAAAUUUUUCCACAAAGAUUAGUUUUUUCUUUCGAUAUAAAGAAUUUAGAACUAAAGAUUACUAGAGAUUUUUGCAUGUCACUUGCUGUUAUUCUUCUUCAGAACUGCAUAUUUUUUACCUUGCAGGAUAUCCUCAUAUAGGCAUGACAGUACUGUCAAUGUACCUCAAUGUGUUGACAAUUCCUUGUUAUCAAUGAACAGAACAAACUAAACAGGGUGCUUAUCCAACAAAAGCAAUACACAUUUACCUGAGUUGCCAGUCCACAGUCGGCAUGUUUUCAGGAGGUCGGUAAAAAUCCUGACAAAAUCCACACACCUGAACUGUGAGACUAAUUAAUGUGUUCAAUGAAUACAUGAAAUGUACAAUUAUAGAGUACUUCUGUUAGCAAUAUCUGUUUGCCUAUUAUUAUGAUGUAGCUCAGACCUAAUUUGUUGAUAAUUUAUGCAGAAAGCCAGGUCAUUCCAAAGGUUAUUAACUUUUUCUUGCAAGUGUUUUACUAUGUAAAUAAAUUAUUAAUUAAAUAUACACGUUUACAUGUUCAAGGGGAACAAUAAAAUCCUUUAAAGCAUAGAUAUCUUACAAAACACAUUUACCUAAGAGAUAUACAGUAAUACAGUAUACAGUAAUGUGUUAAUUUGCACAGUUUAGGAUUUAUAACAGUUUCUGGAUUAACCCUUCCUGCAGAUAUUCUGUUUUUUGUCUAUCACAUGAAUAAGCUAAACAACAGAUCCUUAUAAAGUUACUGAGCGAGUCAAAGCAGGAAAAACAAAGAAGCACUGGAGAUAAGUAGGAUUGGGAAUUAAUGGUUUAGUCCACUAUAUUUAACAUGUGAUGAGAUUAUAUUAGGAACAUGUUUUGAGUUUAAGACCGGAUGUAACCAAUGUUUUGUGGUCAUGAAUGGCUUUUAUCACUUUCCAGAAACUGAUUGGGGCAAAAUCCACUUCCCACACACAUCCCGCGGGGAUGUACAUAUGGUUUGCUUUGUGUACCCAGCUCCCACGCCCUGUGAUUGAGAAUGAGUGUCCUUUACACAGUUCCAGAAUGAGACACUUUAAACUCUACUGCCUCCUUGUGGGUUAUUACAGUCAUUUAAUGCAUUUUUGUGAUUUUAAACAAAAACCAGUUGUCAGAAAUAAUACAGGCCAUAAACCAAACUGUACUAAUUGAUUCAUUUAACAAAUAUUACUAGUGGAAUUUCUAAUCACUCUCUGUGACAUUUACCUCCUAUUGUACCUUUGACCAGUCAUACACUAUAUGGCCAAAAGUAUUUGGACACCUGACCAUGAGCUAGUCGGACAUCCCAUUUCAAAAACAAAUGGUAUAAAAAUAGAGUGACGUUUAUGUGAUAUUGUCAGCUAUAACAACAGUCACUUUUCUGAAAAGGCUUCUCACAAGAAGGGGGAAUUUGUGGGAAUUUGUGCUGAUUCAGAAUAUUGUAUGCCAAGGAACACAUGAAACACAUGAAUUAAAAGAUUAGAAGGAGGGUCCUAAUACUUUUGAACACAGUCUAUAUUAUCAAUGAUGUAUAUGAAAUAUCUAAAAUGCAUGUUUUACUAGCCACUUAUUUAUUUAUCUUGAAGAAUCACUUUUAUUCUAAUCAGGUCACAGUAGGUCUUGAGUCUUCCACAAAACACUGAGCAGAAGGCAGAAUUAAACUCGGUAACAGAGCACCAAUCCAUCACAGAGAAUCACUUACUUGCCCACUACUCAUUUGGGGGCAGUUAAGGGCAGUCAGCCACAAACUGGCUUGUUUAUCAUUAAACGGUAGGUAACCAGAGUAUGUAUAAAAGUCAUAUGAAAAAGAGAUGGUAUUACUAGUUAAAUACAGUGGUAAAAUAAUUAAAUACAGUGGCUCUCAUAUUGAGUUUAUACUUUGAGAACAAGAGGGUCACAGUCACCAACUGUAUUAUAACUAAAAUAUAACUGCACCCCAGGUAGUAAACAAUUCCACACCCAUUCAUUGAUUAGUUAUAGCGAAAAACAAAAUGUAUAGCAAAUACAUGAUGCUCUACUAAUGACAUUUUAUAAAACAAAAAUAAUUUCAUGACUAAAAUUAGCUUCCCCCCACCCCCAGUUUAAAUGUGCUGUUUAAAAACAUCUUACUAUAAUGCUAAUACUGCUGUCAGAACUGUAUAUGAACCAUUAUGUCAAAGUAUGCUUGUUCAUAAUUGUUUCAUUACUGUACAACAGCCCCCAAACUUUAUUUUUGUUUCAAAAUAAAAGUCUGCUUGAUACCCCUG